Thamnophis elegans (Western terrestrial garter snake) is the source of this 460-nucleotide messenger RNA. RefSeq names its product erbin-like. The record is from RefSeq and is a predicted model, not a curated record. Bases 37 to 327 code for a protein of 96 amino acids. The transcript is spliced from 2 exons. NCBI's taxonomy places the organism in Eukaryota, Metazoa, Chordata, Lepidosauria, Squamata, Natricidae. Gene Ontology annotation, molecular function: protein binding.
UAACUUAGAGCUGUUUCAUUUAUUCAGAUACCUUUGAUGAAUGGGCAGAUGGGUCAUCCCUCAAGACCUCAGACAAACUAUAGUCAAAUCCAUCAUGCUGGACCCCAAACAUCGGUGGCAAGACAUCCUUCCAGAGAGCAAUUGAUUGAUUAUCUGAUGCUUAAAGUUGCCCAUCAACCUCCCUAUGGUCAACCUCAAGGCCCAACCAGACAAUGCCAUGAGAUUCGAGUAAGAAUUGAAAAAGACCCAGAACUUGGAUUUAGUAUAUCAGGAGGAGUUGGGGGUAGAGGAAACCCCUUUAGACCAGAUGAUGUGAGUAUUAAUUAAAAAUAUGUUCUUUAAAUGAACAUUUAUCCUUUAUCCAUUGAGGCACUGUUUACCAUUUGAAAAAAUUGAAAAUACAAAUAUCACAAAUAUACUGAAAAUUUAUACAUCAGAGUUGAAUAUUUUGUUUUUUGCU